This is a messenger RNA of Scutellospora calospora, 272 nucleotides long. Lineage: Eukaryota; Fungi; Glomeromycota; Glomeromycetes; Diversisporales; Gigasporaceae. The record is from the annotation of a GenBank genome assembly.
CUGAAGCUAAACAUAUUGAUUAUUCAGAUGAAUUUAUAUUAGAAUCAGUCAAAGAAAGAUUAGAUGCAUACAAUAUUAAAACUUUACCUGAUUAUCAGGCUCUUGCUGAUGUUAUAGUGAUGCUUUGUAUUCGUCUUGCUGAACUUAAAACUUUAUGCAUUACAGAUACUGGAGUGAUGGGUUAUGUGAAGAACCGAGGUCAGCUAGAUAUUCCUAGAAAAUUUAGAUCUAUGGAAAAGAAUCAAGAACGAGCUAAAGAACUACUCACUUGA